AUGGCGGCGGAGGCGCAGCCCCAAAUCGUGGUCGAGGUGGCCGGCCAACCACCUUCGCCGAGACGACCGAGCCGCGCGUUGAAACCGAGCGCGGAAGCUCGCGAAGCCAUGCAAUCGCUCGAGAACGUGGCUACCACGUCGAGGAGAGCGGCGAGCGAGACCACGCGGGCGGUUACGACGCGAGGAGCACGCGCGUCUGGGAUUUUAUAUGGAGCCAACAGCCGGAUCGAGACGGGGAAGUCAGGUAUACAGAUGCUCCUGGAGGCGAUCAACGAACAACGAGACGAAAUGUACCGAAUGAUUACCGAGCAGCGAAACACGAUUGGCGAACUACGCGAGCUGUCUGAAGAACUGAGACAAGCGCGGAAUCAGAUUGAUACCCUUCAACGCAACCCGGUAGCCAUGGCUUCGUCCCAACCAAGCGCAAGAGGGUCAUACGCCGAAGUCGCUCGCACCCCACCAUCAAGCCAACCAAGCGGUGUGCGCACCCUCUCCUCGCGAAACACGACGCCUUCAUCCUUUACCGACACGUUGUUCUGUACGAUCGAUACAUCUAGAGUGGAGGAGAAAGAGAAGGGAAACGUUCAGGUGGCGGACAUUAGAAAGGCAAUCGAGACAGAGGCCAGGGCACAGGAAAGCAUGGGAGACUGGCGUUGCGCUGCGGUUGUCAAGGAGGCCCGAAACCCGGACCGAGUCAAAGUAAUUUGCAGGGACGAAGGCGAGGUCCAGCUCGUCAAGGAAGCGGCAGAGAAGAUCAGUGUUCCUGGAGUGCGGGUAUUGAGAGACCAGUUGUACCCGCUCGCAGAGACGCUAGGGACAGAGAACGACGUCAACAUUGCGAAGAUUGCCUGGCUCAGCAGGAAGGAUACAAGCAAGGCCUACGGCUCGAUGGUUGUCUACGUGACGAAGGGCAGCGAAGCAAGGCGACUUCUAGACGGGCGUUACUUCCAUCUCGCCGGAGAAUCCGCUUACACGACCGUUUUCGCGCCCCGGGAAGGCCCAAUCCAGUGCUACAGAUGCCAGGAGAUCGGCCAUAAGGCCUUCGCCUGCAAAAAGCCGCAAAGAUGCGGAAGGUGUGCGGAACAGGGUCACCACCACAAGACGUGUCAGUCCGUGGUCCUGAAUGCUGGCCAUCUCCGAACCAUAUGCCAGGCUGAUCGAAGGCUUGGUGACGACGGUCCCAAUGAGUCAUCACAACUGGACGAAGCUGAUACCAACGACAAGACGAGAAGCCACGUGGCCCAAUUCGGUAGCAUGCUAUGGGUACGAAGCGAUAUAGAGGUCGAGCAAAUUCCAGUGCCGUCGGCAGACCUCACCGCAGCACGCAUUCGGCUCCCAGACCGGGCAGUGCUGUUGGUGUCAGUACCAACUACUCCAGAUGCGCGAUUCACCCCUGCGACCAUGGCUCAGACCACAGAGCAAUCGGAGACAGAUUUUGACACCACGGUGGAGGACCGUCCCAGUGAGACGAGGUUCCUCUUCAAAAACGCGCCCUGGACGGAAAUUAGGACUAGGGUGGCAGCAAACCUCGAACGCAUCCCCUGGGACGGCAAUGUCCAGCAGCAGACGGACAGGCUCAUGGCAGCGGUAACCGAGGCGGUCUACGCCCUGACACCUAAAGCCAAGCCCUCACCAUACGCCAAGCGGUGGUGGACAACAGACCUGACACGGCUUCGCCAGACAUACACGUUUUGGAGAAACCAGGCGAGAUCUCGACGUAGGAUUGGGCAAACAGCACCAGAGCUCGAACAACGAGCCAGGAUGGCAGCCAAAGAGUACCAUGACGCCAUCCGCAGACAGAAGAGUUCGCAUUGGAACGACUUCCUGGCCGAUGACGCUAACAUCUGGCAAGCAACGAAGUACCUGCAAACCGGCAGCGGCACGAUGGGCGAUAAGAUACCCCCGCUCGUCCGACCCGAUGACUCCAUCACGGAGGGUAAAGCAGAACAAGCGCAGGAGUUACUCACCGCCUUCUUCCCACCUUUGCCAGCGAGAAUCGAAGACGAGGGCCAACGACCUCAACGGGCGCCGGUACACAUGCCAGACCUAACAAUGGAGGAGAUAGAACAAAAGGUCCUGUCCGCUAAGCCAUGGAAGGCGCCCGGGGAAGACGGUCUACCGGCAAUGGUAUGGAGACAGCUCUGGGCCAGUGGUCAAAGACAGGGUGCUCAAUUUAUUCCGGACGUCGCUUCGAGACGGCGACAUCCCCAGCCAGUGGAAGAAUGCCAAGAUCAUCCCAUUGAAGAAGCCAGGGAAGAGCGAUUACACUCUAGCCAAGUCCUGGAGACCCAUCUCGCUGCUCUCCACGCUAGGAAGAGACGCUCGACCGAACAGGCUCUCCUUCUCCUUCAGGAACACAUCUACAAAGCAUGGAGAGCUAGGAAAGUGCUCAGUCUGAUCAGCUUCGAUGUCAAGGGCGCAUACAAUGGGGUCUUCAAAGACAGGCUUCUCCAGAGGCUCAAGGCAAGAGGGAUACCUGAACCCCUGGUCAAGUGGAUCGACGCCUUCUGCUCCAAGCGCACAGCGACCAUUGCCGUAAACGGGUUCACAUCUGGACGGCAAGAGCUGCCCCAAGCGGGUCUUCCGCAAGGAUCGCCGCUGUCUCCAGUGUUGUUCCUCUUCUUCAAUGCCGACCUAGUGCAGCACAAGAUCGACGCGAACGGAGGCGCAAUUACCUUCGUGGACGACUACACUGCCUGGGUAACGGGCCCGUCAGCGGAGUCGAACCGCACUGGCAUCCAAGCUAUCAUUGACAAAGCCCUUGACUGGGAGAAACGGAGCGGUGCGCAGUUUGAAGGCGAAAGGACAGCCAUCAUACACUUCACGAGGAACAUGGAGCGAUUUUCAGAACAACCGUUCUCGGUCAAGGGCGAAGUGGUCAAACCGAAGGAAAGUGCGAAAAUCUUAGGUGUCGUGAUGGAUCGCGAACUCCGCUACAAGCAGCACAUUGCUAGGACGGCAGCUAAGGGCCUCGCAGCCGCUCUGGCCCUGAAGAGGCUGAAGAUGCUUUCCCCGCGGACAGCGAGACAGCUAUUUGUUGCGACAGUAGCCCCGGUCAUGGACUACGCUGCCAAUGUCUGGAUGCAUGCGUGCGGGGAAAAGGCACUGAGCUGGCUGAACAGGGCGCAGAAGAUCGGGGCCCUGGCCAUCACGGGAGCCUUUCGAGCCGCGGCAACAGCCGUGGUGGAAGCUGAAGCGAGCAUCUACCCCAAAAUUGCCCGCGUGGCCGAAGGAGUACGAGUUGACCGGAUGGAGACAAUCCAGGAAUACGCCGUCCCGCCCUGGGUACCUCGCCUACGACCGACGCUCGAAGCCGAUCGAGGGAAGGCGGCCGAGAUGGUCAACAAAAUUUCGGGGAUCGUGAUCGCAACCAGCUCAUCCGUAAAGAAGGGCAUUGUUGGCAUGGGCGGCCUUGCACGGGAUACUCUCUUCAACAGAACUAGCGAGACUGUGACAAACUAUGCUGUUGUUCUUGGGACAAGGGAAGAGCAGAACCCAUAUACAGCAGAGCUAGCAGCCAUCGCAAUGGCCCUGGAGAAGUUACCGGCUAGCAUCUGCCACAGGCACAUCACCGUGAUCACUAGGAACCAGUCAGCGCUGGCAGCAGUUGGACAGCCGCGGCAGCAAUCCGGCCAAAGCAUCAUACGGCAAAUCUACGACUUGGCCAGGCUGCACCGACAAAGAGGGAACUCGGUCAACUUUCUGUGGAUACCAGCGGAGAUUGACUUCGCGUUGGGGUCGGAUGCCAAGGCAGCAGCCCAGAGAGCGUCGAAGCAAGGACGCACACCCGACUCCCAAAUGCCCCAGGCCAAGUCUACCGCGAUGAGGCUGGCAAUGGAAAAACAACGGGCGACAAGAGUUCUACCUGUAAGCGUGGGCAAGUUCUCAAAGGCCAUGGACGCAGCACUACCAGGCAAGCACACGCGCCAUCUCUAUGACAAGCUGAAGCGAAGGGAGGCCUGCGUAUUGGCGCAGCUCCGAACCGGAAUGGCGAGACUGAACGGUUUUUUGAGCAGGAUUGGGGCGGUCGAGUCAGACCUUUGUGCCUGUGGACAAGCGAGGGAAUCAGUGGAACACUUUCUUUUUCCGAUGCGUGAGAUGGACAGCUCUGAGGGAAGACAUGCUGCAAUGCACAGUGGCAAGACGAGGAAGCCUCUCGUUCUAUCUGGGAGGGAAAGCGCCAUCAGAUACAAGGCAUUGGUCACCAGAUAUGAAGGCAGUCCGGGCGACGAUCAAAUACGCAAUGGCAACAGGAAGGCUGGAGCUGAAUGA
Chaetomium globosum CBS 148.51 is the source of this 4272-nucleotide messenger RNA. RefSeq lists its product as uncharacterized. The record is from RefSeq and is a predicted model, not a curated record. The transcript is spliced from 7 exons. Bases 1 to 4272 code for a protein of 1423 amino acids. NCBI's taxonomy places the organism in Eukaryota, Fungi, Ascomycota, Sordariomycetes, Sordariales, Chaetomiaceae. Gene Ontology annotation, molecular function: zinc ion binding; nucleic acid binding.